AUGGAAGAAGAAACCCCGGAAUCAAGAAUGAUGGGCACAAUGAUGGACGUUAUGAACAGAGCUAUGGCCCAACAACAAGAGUUCUUUAUGAAGUUGUUGGAGGAUAGAGAUGCUAACAACCGUAAGCAUGAAGCAAUUGCCGAGAAUAUAACUAUUGGAGGAUCUGGGGGUACCGGAAAUGGAAUCCCAACCCAGGAGUUAGUGACGAUUGAGGCGAGACAAAUAGGUAGAGUUUGCUCUUACAAGACCUUCCUAUGUUGCAAACCACCGGAAUUUGUGGGGUCGGAUGAUCCUGUGGCAUGCAUGAAUUGGCUUCGAGAAAUUGAGCAAGCCUUCCGGGCUUGUGAUUGUGAUGAGGAGCAAAAAGUGAAGUUUGGCUCUCAAAUGCUGAGGGGUGCAGCUCUUACCUGGUGGAACAUUGUCAUCUCAACCAUCGAGGUUACAGAAUUGACCAAGAUGAGUUGGGCCACGUUCAAAGAGAAGGUAAUGGAAGAAUAUUGCAUUGAACAAGAGAUGGACCGCAUCGAAGAAGAGUUCCGAACUCUUAAGAAGGGGAACUUGUUAGUAAGGGACUACACCCGACUCUUCAUGGAAAAACUAAAUUUAGUGGGACAUGUGGCCCCAACGGAGAAGGAGAGGAUGAAAGCCUACCUCAAAGGGCUGUCUGCGGACAUGAUGGUGAUGGUUAGGAACUCCAGAGCCUCCACCCUUAGGAAGGCAAUCGAAGAGUCCAAAGUCAUGGAAUCGGUUUAUAUUAAAGGAAAAGAAGAAAGGAUGUCGAGUGGUGAGAAGAGGAAAUGGGAAGGGACUUAUGCACCAUCCAAAAAGCCAAACCAUUUCGACAGCAACAAUCGCGGAGUGUAUCCCAAACAAGAGGCUAGAUGGUGUCCCAAAUGCCAUAGUAAACAUCACGGCCCGUGUAGCACCAACUCUACCCCCACCAAUGCUUUAAGUGUGGGAAGGCAGACCACACAUAACGAGUGUUCGAUCAAGGGACCCAUAUGUUUUGGGUGCGGAGAGCCGGGUCACUUCAAGAAUGAUUGCCAAAAGUUGAAAACAGGUGGGAGUCAAGGAAGAAAGGAGAGCGCCCCUAAAGCAACCGGUUGA
Cynara cardunculus var. scolymus (artichoke) is the source of this 1107-nucleotide messenger RNA. RefSeq lists its product as uncharacterized. Gene Ontology annotation, molecular function: zinc ion binding; nucleic acid binding. NCBI's taxonomy places the organism in Eukaryota, Viridiplantae, Streptophyta, Magnoliopsida, Asterales, Asteraceae. The record is from RefSeq and is a predicted model, not a curated record. The transcript has a single exon. The coding region runs from base 1 to 1107 and encodes 368 amino acids.